AUGUCUUCACUGCUGUUUGAGCCAAGCGAAGGCCGAUGCGGCAGCUGUACGCCGCCACCGUCGUCCCAGCAGAGCCAUGGCUACCACCUGGCAGGGGGGUCGCAGGGCGGGGGGCCGCGCGUGCCCCCCUUUGCCCCGCAGCCCCACACGGGGGUGCAGCCGGGAGGAAUGCGCUCGCUGUCGGUCGCGUCGGCACACGCACAGCAGCCACAGCAACAGCCCGUGUCGACCGUCACGUGCAAUGCGCACGAGGUGUGCCACUACUUUCAACAGGUAUUCUACGUGUCGGCCAUCCUCACGGGCAUCGCACUAGUCAUCGCCGGCGCCAUUCAGACUGGAGCGCCGGACGCCUCGCUGAGUUCCGAGCUGCCCCCCAUAGGACCUGGGAUCGGUGAGCCGCCAGACGGCGUGGUCGCCGGCGGCGACCUACUUGUGUUUGUCUACAUCGGUGUGCUGCUCAUCGGCGUCAACGUGUCACUGCUGCUCCUGCAGUGCUACAUGCGCAGCAAAGAGUUACGACGAGCCCGGCGGACGGCGAUGAUUCAGCCGCCGUCGGUUCCGCCUGCCACGGUGCACUACAACCCCCUCGUCUCCGUCGGCCCGCCGAGACAGGUGCCCAUGCCGUGUGCCGCAGACAUCGCGUCUGGCAUACACAGACAGCAGCCGCAGAUGCCGUCGCCGGGUAAGGCCCAGCGGCGCGGCUACGGUCCGGCGUCGGUGCACAGCGUCGCAACGGUGCCUGCCAUGCCCAGCACCCAGCCCCACUGGCUACUCACCCCUGGCUCCCGGGCAGCCACGGUCGCCGCCAGCCAGCCGCCUCCGAGCUACGACAACCUCUUGGUGGUCGGUCAUGCACCACGCGAAGUCGCCACACUUCACCUCAUCUAGUCACGCCUCACUUUUGGUCUGGACGUCCGGGCUCCACACAACUGCCCCUGCAUUUAAGUUUUCAGUGAGAGGGUACAUAUUCAAUAGCCACUUUCAGGUAACAAAACGGGAUAAGGGAAAGGAGGAAAUCAAUGACCUCGAAGUUCCCUAAGCAUGUCCUGCUUCCUUA
Rhipicephalus microplus (southern cattle tick) is the source of this 1057-nucleotide messenger RNA. RefSeq lists its product as uncharacterized. NCBI's taxonomy places the organism in Eukaryota, Metazoa, Arthropoda, Arachnida, Ixodida, Ixodidae. The record is from RefSeq and is a predicted model, not a curated record.